Messenger RNA from Cladocopium goreaui, 3008 nucleotides. NCBI's taxonomy places the organism in Eukaryota, Dinophyceae, Suessiales, Symbiodiniaceae. The record is from the annotation of a GenBank genome assembly.
GAGCAUAUGAUGUUCUGAAAAGCUGUCAAUUUCCAGAAAUAGAUGCAGAUGUUGCGGAAGCAACUAUGGUGAGGGAUGAUAGGCUGUUGCAGAGGGAUGAUAGGCUGUUGCAGAGCAUGCAAAAUUUGUGUGGCCGCUUGGCAGAAGUCCAAGGCACAGAGGAUCGGCAAAGGAAGCGGCGGCUUCAGAAAGCUGGUCAAAAUUUGGCUGGCAUCUUACAAGCUCGCCAAGGCCCAGCGCCCACCCUGAUGAGCGUGGCCCAGAAGCAAAGUUUUUUGACGGCUACAGCCAGUUACUUGCAGGAUUUGGGCCCUGACAAUUCUUCUGAAAUGCCCAACCUGGGUACUUGGUGUACGGUGGCUACCUCAGAAUUUGGGGCUUGGUUGAAGCCUGGUGUGCCUGGAGAUACGCGGCAAGUCCUCUUGCUGCUCUUGCGGCAGUUACAACAGAAAGCCCACUUUGCUGUGCAACAUGGUUUGGCGCAACCUGUGAAAGGGGCGCUUGUGCGCACGACUGACCAUCGGAGGACUGAUGGGCAGCACGUUGCUAGAUUGCUUAUGCUGGAAGAUGCAGGCUCAACAACUGCAAAGAACUGCUAUAUGUGGGUUUGCCCGCGCGUGAAGCUGGAGACGGCUUUGCGAGAAGGUGCGGCCGAUGUUUGGGGCCUGGGUUCACUCCAUGUCGUGGUUGGCAGUUCCAACAUGAGAGGCAGCCAGCUGAGCUUACAGCCUGCUUUUUCAGAUGAAUUCUCGGAAGGCACAGAAGUUUGCACAGUACCAGAGACAGCCAUCUGGAACCAGCUGCUGGGUGUGAAUCGGGAGGAGCUAUUCAAAUUUGCAGAAUCUCAGCUUGGCCUCCAUCUGACCAUGGGUCAGCAAGACAUCAUGCGCCAACUGAACGGCGUUGUAGCCGUGAUCAAUAACUUUGCUGGAGGGGGGAAGACAACUUUGCUGGCUGUCAUUGCUUCGUACAUCAUCCAGCAGUUCCAGGAGCGAGCCCCCGGGUCCCGUCCUUUGGUUUUCUUCAUGAGCACGACGAAGAAAGUCGUGCAAGAUUUUGUUGCUGAAUUACAGGGACAUGUGCCUCUUGAGGCCACAGCAAUGCUCGGAUUUGAAGAAUCCGAAGGGGACCUGUUUCAGAAGUAUUUGCAGGAGGCCGCGGAUCGCAUGUUCACAACUUUUGCGAAGAUGUAUGGCAAACUAGAUGCCAUCAUCGGCCAAAUUCAUCACUGGCUUUUGAAUAUGGUCGUACCUGUGCUCACUGAGCCGGGAAAAUAUCUCCGAUUAGCCUUAUUGCUUUUGCAAUGGAGAGGCUAUCAUUUGCAGAAUGUUGUGUAUAGCCAGAUUUACAGGAUCAAACAGGAAGCGGUGCAAAAGGUGGCUCUCAUCGGUUCCACCACCUCCUACAUGGCCAAGCUAGCUGCCAGUAACAUUGGUUGGGCACGCUCGCUCAAAGAGCGACGCAAACUGAUUCUGUUGCAGGACGAAUACAUGGGGGAACCUGCUGAAAGACAAGCGGUGAACCUCCUAGACUUUGAGGCCGUGCUGUUGGCAGGUGACCCGCACCAGUGCGUGGCUCAGCGACCGCAGCUGUCGCCAAAUGCCGCAUCAUUGGCACAGCUCGGGCCACGAGCUGAAAGGCCACUCCAGUGGCACCCAUGCCUGACGUGGCUGGAGAACCACCGCCACACCCAACGCAUCCUCAACCAUGAGACUUUCAGAACUGGAGAGCCAGCGAUGAGCUUUCUGAAAGCUGUUUUUGGGAACGAGAUGCUUGGCGAAUGCAUUUCCAAGGCCAACCAUUCUACUGCAGUGAUUCCAGUUUUGUUUUGGGAGGUUUGGGAUUGGAUUCCUGGAGGUAGCGGUGAAUGCCAACGUUCACUCACAAUUUUCUCCGCCAUUGCGUUUGUGCUGGCGGCGGAAGUGCUGAAAAGCUUGCAAACGGCAAAGCCGUCAAACGUGGUCAUCACUGCUUUUCUGCUGACGCAGCUCCGAGCACUGGAAGCAUUCUUGCACACUGUGGUGCCUCAGCUAUGUUUGGCCAUGCAGGGCAUGGCUGGGUUGGAAGGUGUCACAGCAGACCAAAUCAAAGGUGUUAUGCAACUGUGGCAAUUUCGCGGCCCAUACAGUGUGGGAGGAGCCAACUCUGAUGUGGCGAUCUGCUUGGGGGUGCGGCGGCAGGUGACAGAUAAAGCUUGGCGGGGUUUGGCUUUGGAAAAGCCGUUGAUUUACACGGCGCUAACCCGCGCCAAGCACCGACAAUACCUAUUUUUUGAAGACCUACGGGGUGAGGUUGUUCUCCCACAUCGUGGGACGCUGGCAGCCACGGGGCGGGCCCUGGGCCUGCGCAAUUUUGCCAUUCCCACGGCCCAACUGAACGCCACCACAGUCGAGUCCCACUUGCUUUGGACAAGGGCAUUGUGGUCAAGUGUCGAAAUCUUUCAAAGAGACUUCGACAGACAACCCUGGUGGAGUUGUCGCCCUGAAACACCAUGGCUCUUUUGGAGCCCGAAAUGGCGUGGCAUGAUGGGUUUGCAAGGUCCAAGUGCAUGGCCGGACAUGAUGUGUUUGGUUGCCAGCACAUUUGAUGAGAUGAUUUGGCCGGACGAGGGUGGAGAAGAUGGGGAAUUGGCUGCAACCUUUUUUCGUCACAUCACACUCCCACAGGUCUCUCCGACCGGGAACCGCCCAGUUCCAUCUGCAAAGGCGUUUCAGGACAGGAUCUUGGCUCGCCCAAGGCGGGAAGUUGUGCUACAGUUCUGGUCUUCUAUGGUGAUCGACAACCUUGCUGUCUCUUAUGGAACCAAGGAUGCAGUUGUUCAGAUGCCACUGAUGGCUUACAUGUCACCUGAAGCUUGGGCACGGCUGCUUUUGCCGGAUGAGGCAGCAGACGUACGCGAGGCAGUCAUUGACCCGAACUACGCCGCAGAGAUCUUGGUCGCGCGGGCUUUGGACAUGUGCACGCAGACGCCAGAGGCUCGGGAUAAGGGUUUCGAAGGGGGCCGGUGA